AUGAAGGGUAUGCAAUCGAUCAAUCAGUCAGGGGGGACCCCUCGGUACACCGGCCACAUCCGCAAGGCGGAGGACGAUGCGCCAGGCUGGUCCCCCGGCCCACGGCGCGGCAGCCCCGCUCAGCUGGCCUCCGAGCUGGAGCGCAUCGACGGCAAGGGGUACGGCGCCUAUCACGACAUCGCAGGCGGCUGGGACUUCCCCGGCUUCACCCUCUGGGUGGACCGGGUGCAGGGAGACCCCUACGCCAGCCCCAGCCGGUGCCGAGUGGUGGUGCCGGCUGGCACGGCCGGCCUCCCCUCCCACCUGCUCCGACCCCGCCCACGCCGCCUGGCCUGCGCCGACUUCCUGGCGCGGCGCUUCGGCGAGGCAGUGGCGGCCGCCGGCGGCGACGUGCGCGCCGCGGCGGUGGGCUGGGCGGGGGCCAAGGGCGGCGAGAUGGGCGUGGACGUACCCGGACAGUACGUGCUGGAGCGUACCGCCGUCCAGGUGGGCCACGAAGGCCACGUGGAAGCGCGCUUCACCGUGGCCCUGCCCGCCGCGGGGCGGUCCGUGCUGGGGCGCUGGGCGCGCAGCGUGCUGACCGAGGCGCUGCCGCGCUACGUCAACGCCGCGCUGCGCCAUGCCAGCCUGGACGCCGCCGCGCUGGCGGCGCACGCCGACGCGGCCGAGGACGCCGCGGCCGCGCGCGCCGCGCUGCCCGCGCUGGGCCUGGUGGCCUUCGUGGCCGACGGCGCGGUGCUGCCGCGCGCCGACGGCGCCAGCCAGGCGCCCAUGCCUGCGGCGUGGGCCGUACUUUCCCGCGCGCCGGAGUCGCAGGCGGUGGUGCUGACGCUGCCCCACGCUGGCCGGGUGCGGGGGCUGGGCAUCCGCCGCGGCGUCACCCUGAUCGUGGGCGGCGGCUUCCACGGGAAGUCCACGCUCCUCCAGGCGCUGGAGGGCGGGGUCUACGACAGGAUCCCCGGGGACGGGCGUGAGCUGGUGGUGACAGACCCGCGGGCGGUGAAAAUCCGGGCCGAGGACGGGCGGCGCGUCUGCGGCGUCGACAUCUCGCCCUUCAUCGGGCACCUGCCUCGGGGGCGAGGCACGCGCGCCUUCCUCAGCGCUGACGCCUCGGGAAGCACCUCCCAGGCAGCCAACAUCCAGGAGGCGGUGGAGGCCGGCGCGACUGCGCUGCUGAUCGACGAGGACACCUCGGCCACUAAUUUUAUGAUCCGCGAUGCGCGCAUGCGAGCGCUGGUGUCGCGUGGAAAGGAGCCCAUCACCCCAUUUGUGGAGCACGUGCGCCGGCUGGCGGCGUGCGGCGUGUCCACCGUCAUGGUCAUCGGCGGGUCGGGCGACUACUUUGGCGUCGCGGACACGGUGCUGUGCAUGGAGGAGUACGAGGUACGGGACGUCACCGAGCAGGCCAAGCGAAUAGCGACGGAGUUUGCUGCCGCGGAAGGCGGGGCGGGACGCGAGGAGGGCAGACCGCCGCGCGAUGCCGUGGAGCAGCUGGUGGAGAUCUCGCAGACCAGGGCGGUGGGGGAGAGUCUGCGAUGGGCUGCCAGGAUGCUGCCCCAGGGCCCGGCCCUGACCCUCCCUCAGAUGCUGGAUCGGCUGGAUGCUGAGAUGGACCAGGAGGGCCUGGACGCCAUCACCCACUCCGGCGAGCCGGCUGGAGACCUGGCGAGGCCCAGGAGGUUUGAGAUCGCGGCGGCCAUCAACAGGUGGCGAUCGGCUCACCUGGAGCAAUGCACUGGCUCAUAG
This is a messenger RNA of Auxenochlorella protothecoides, 1746 nucleotides long. RefSeq lists its product as uncharacterized. The record is from RefSeq and is a predicted model, not a curated record. Lineage: Eukaryota; Viridiplantae; Chlorophyta; Trebouxiophyceae; Chlorellales; Chlorellaceae. The transcript is spliced from 6 exons. The coding region runs from base 1 to 1746 and encodes 581 amino acids.